This is a messenger RNA of Gastrolobium bilobum, 2529 nucleotides long. Its product is annotated as protein argonaute PNH1-like. Gene Ontology annotation, biological process: regulatory ncRNA-mediated post-transcriptional gene silencing. The transcript has a single exon. The coding region runs from base 1 to 2529 and encodes 842 amino acids. The record is from RefSeq and is a predicted model, not a curated record. NCBI's taxonomy places the organism in Eukaryota, Viridiplantae, Streptophyta, Magnoliopsida, Fabales, Fabaceae. Gene Ontology annotation, cellular component: cytoplasm. Gene Ontology annotation, molecular function: RNA binding; protein binding.
AUGCCUCUGCCUCAGCUUUUGUUGCAUAUGAAAGAAGCAUACAAGGAAGCCAAGGAGGAGUUCUGCUCACAAAUUCGAAGAUUUACUGAUAUUGACAAGCAAACCAACGUUGGCAUUAACAGUUAUGUAUCAAUUGGGAGGUUUCUCUAUUCUCCGGAUGUAAGAAAAUCACCACAACUAGGUGGUGCCCUUGAAUCAUGGCGUGGUUUCUCCCAGAGUAUAAGACCUACUCAUAUGGGAUUGUCACUUAACAUUGAUAUGUCAUCAAUGGCAUUCAUUGAACCACUACCUGUAAUUGAAUUUGUUGCUCAAAUUUUGGGAAAAGAUGUACACUCAAAACCAUCGUCAGAUGCAGAUCAUGUCAAGAUUAAAAAGGCACUAAGAGGUGUAAAAGUGGAUGUUACACACAGAGGAACAUUUCGCAGAAAGUACAGUAUAUCAGGACUGACUUCACAGCCAACAAGGGAGCUUAUUUUCCCUCUUGAUGACCAAAUGGACAUGAAAUCAAUAGUUGAUUAUUUUCUAGAAAUGUAUGGAUAUACACUCCAAUUUUCUCAUCUACCUUGCCUUCAAGUAGGCAGCCAAAGGAAGGUGAACUAUUUGCCUAUGGAGGCAUACAAGAUAGUUGGAGGCCAGAAAUUUACAAAAGGACUAAACGAAAAGGAGAUAACUUCUCUGCUAAAGGUUUCAUGCCAGAGACCCUGUGAACAAGAGACAGACAUUUUGCAGACAAUUCAACAAAAUGACUAUGCAAAUAAUCCCUAUGCAAAGGAGUUUGGUAUUAGCAUAGACAACAAGCUUGCAUCAGUUGAGGCUCGGGUUCUUCCUGCUCCAUGGUUGAAGUAUCAUGACACUGGACGAGAGAAAGAAUACUUACCACAAGUUGGUCAGUGGAAUAUGAUGAAUAAGAAAGUUAUAAAUGGAGGUAACAUAAGAUAUUGGGCAUGUAUUAAUUUCUCACAAAGUGUACAGGAAAGUACAGCCCGUGGAUUUUGCCAACAGUUAGUUAAGAUGUGUCAAAUCUCUGGCAUGGAAUUCAAUCAGGACCCUGUGAUUCCUGUAUAUUCAGUGAGACCAGAUCGAGUAAAUAAGGCUUUGAGGUCUGUACAUUCUGUUGCUAUGGAAAAACUUCAUGGGAAAGAGUUAGAGUUGCUGAUUGCCAUUCUUCCAGACAUUAAUGGCUCUCUGCAUGGUGCUGUCAAAAGAAUCUGCGAAACAAAUCUGGGGUUGAUUUCUCAGUGCUGCCUUACAAAGCAUGUAUUCAAGAUUAAUAGACAGUACCUAACAAAUGUGGCACUACAAAUCAAUGUCAAGAAGGAAGGAAGAAACACAGUACUUUUGGAUGCUAUAAGUUGGAGGAUUCCACUGGUUAUUGAUAUACCAACAAUAAUAUUUGGAGCUGAUGUAACUCAUCCAGAACCUGGAAAGGAUUCUUGCCCAUCUAUUGUUGCUGUUGUAGCAUCCCAGGACUGGCGGGAAGUAACAAAGUAUGCAGGGUUGGUCUGUGCUCAGCCUCAUAGCGAAGAACUCAUUGAAGAUCUUUUCAAAUGUUGGAAAGAUCCACAGCGUGGUGUAGUUUAUGGUGGUAUGAUCAGGGAGCUUUUACUCUCAUUUAAGAGGGCACCUGGUCAAAGACCAUUGCGAAUAAUCUUUUACAAGGAUGGGGUAAGUGACAGUCAGUUCUACCAGGUUUUGCUGUAUGCGCUUGAUGCCAUCCGCAAGGCUUGUGCAUCCUUGGAACCUAGUUACCAACCUCCAGUAACAUUUGUCGUGGUUCAAAAACGGCAUCACACUAGACUCUUCUCAAAUAAUCCCAAUGACAGAAACAACACUAAUAAGAGUGGUAAUAUCUUACCUAGUACUAUGGUGGAUUCUAAGAUAUGUAAUAUUGUUGGAGAUGAGGUAUCUGUCAUUGCACCUAACACUCCAUCCCUUUAUGAAGCUCAUUUCGGGAUUCCAAUGGCAGGAGCUGUACUGAACACUAUUAAUAUUCGGUUAAAUGCAUCAACAGUAGCUUUCCUUCUUCGUUAUUGUUCAGCAGCAGUUGUAAUCGUGGAUCAAGAGUUCUUUUCCUUGGCAGAAGAAGCUUUGCAAAUCUGGUCUGAGAAAAGCAAAAGCUUUAAGCCUCCAAUUUUAAUUGUCAUUGGUGAUGAGAACUGCAAACCUAAUGAACUCAGAUAUGCUUUGGCCAAAGGAGCCAUCGAAUAUGAGAAAUUUCUUGAAAGUGAUGAGUGGCAGAGCAUUGCUUUGGGUUACACAUCUGGUACCACUGCUAGUCCUAAGGGCGUGGUAUUACACCACCGAGGGGCAUAUCUAAUGUCUCUAAGUGGAGCUCUUAUUUGGGGAAUGCAGGAAGGUGCUGUGUAUCUGUGGACAUUACCCAUGUUUCUUUGCAAUGGCUGGUGCUAUACUUGGACACUUGCCGCUUUUUGUGGGACAAACAUUUGUCUUCGUCAAGUAACAACAAAGGCAACUGCAUUUGGGAUGUCAUGUAUUUUUAUCUUUGACCCUGGUAUUGUUAUAACUUAA